Molecule: messenger RNA, 6544 nt
Organism: Drosophila hydei
Lineage: Eukaryota; Metazoa; Arthropoda; Insecta; Diptera; Drosophilidae
Gene: Pi4KIIIalpha
Product: phosphatidylinositol 4-kinase alpha
Exons: 12
Coding region: 1-6450 (2149 amino acids)
Biological process (GO): phosphatidylinositol phosphate biosynthetic process; phosphatidylinositol-mediated signaling
Cellular component (GO): cytoplasm; plasma membrane
Molecular function (GO): 1-phosphatidylinositol 4-kinase activity
Source: RefSeq, a predicted model, not a curated record
AUGACGAACACCGUCACGUCGACGUUUUGCAGUCGCCGAGUCGGAGGCCAUCCCACAUUUGACAGAGGCGUAAAGAUGACCGCCUCGGACAAGUAUACGUAUCAGCGGACUGUGCUCUGCUUAGCGCGCGUGCUGGCUGGCAUACGGCCCACCCCUUGGGACAAGGUGCAGACAUUGUUCCGCUACUGUCCGCAGGAGAAUGCAUCAGGCGUCUUUUGCUUGGACUCCAGAGCGCAAGAUGCGGUCAUCGCAUUGGGCAUUUACUUCCUGGAAGGCGGCUGCCAGCAUGAGUCACAGAUAGUGCCCUAUCUGCUGCGUUUGGCCAAGAGCCUGCCCAAGGCACGAAUACACGAUGAGCGUAAUAGCAAAGUCGAGCGUGUACGCAUACCCGCAGCAGAGAAAUUUAGUUUCUGCUUGAACACGAUGCUCUCGGACAUAGCCGCCAAGUGUCCGGAUUUGCGAGAGGAGAUCAUUCUCAACCAGGUGGAAACGCUGGGCACGCUUGCUAAUAUUGUGAAGCCCAGCAAGGAUACGAGCAACUCCACACCAUCGCCUAUAGUUCUGUGCAAUGCGACGGUGCCGCUGCUCUUUGGUUUGGCUCGAUCGAUGGGUCGCUAUGCCAGCAACAAUCCACCGUUGUUGUGUCGCAUAUUUCCGCCCGAACAGCUGCCCAUACAGCGCGCCAGCGCCGGCGGCAAUGGCCACUGUGGCGCCGGUGGCUCAUUCAGCAGCAGCGAACGACUGGCGACCACGCAAUUUCGACCAAUCAUACCCCGUUCAAUGUCGGGCAGCCUGGCCCACAGUAGCAUCCAGGCUGAUGAAAGUCGUAUGCGUUCAGCGGUCAGCAAGCAAAAGCCAUCACUGCAAAGCUACUUCUCGGUACCCUACGAUCCGCGCACCCACUUCUUUACACGCUAUGGCUCCAGCUUUAAUCAGUUUCCGCACAUGCGUGUCAACCUGUGCGAAUCGCCUGGCAAAACUGGUCCGAAGCAGCUGUACCGUGUGCCGCCAUUUCCCAUACAGCAUCUGCAGACCAUCUUUGCGGUCUCCAAGAAGCUGCUAACCAAAGACACGCUAGAGUAUUUGGAUGAGCUGGGCAGCGAUAUAUUCUCGAUGCAUUUGAAAAAUGGCAAUUGCUACAAGAGCUUCUCGGAGAUGCUGAAUCUGGUGUUGGUCACACUGUUGCGGGAGCUGCUGCAGCAUCAGAUCGAUCUGCCUACACCCUUCACCAAGGAUGUUCAGGAGUUUGUCAAGCGUCUCUUUCUGAACGGCCAAACGGAGCUGCAAAACAAACAGCAGGACCAGGAGCGCGAACGUCGCGAAGAGAACGGCAUUGCUGUCGUCAACAAGUACAAGAUCAAUGUGAUGGCCAAUGCAGCCUGUGUGGACCUGCUCGUCUGGGCCAUACGCGACGAGACGGUUGACGUCGACUAUAACGUGCCGUCCUUGCAAAAUGGCUUGCAUUUUUUAUUGAAGAAAGAGGCGGACAAGCUGUGCGGACGCUUGUCUCAGAAGCUGAAUCUGGUGCUCAGCCAUAAGAUCGUUAUGGAUCAUAUGCCGCUGCUGAUGGUCUGCUUGGAGGGCUUGGGCAAGCUGGCACAGAAAUUUCCGAACAUUGCCGGCACAUCUAUAUCGUAUUUACGCGACUUUCUCGUCGAUCCCAGUCCGAUAUUGGGCAAACUGCAUGCGCAUGCCAUGCAGACGAUGGCUCUGCAGAAGAAGGAGAAGGAGCUGACGCCAUUCAAAAUAGUUGUACAGCACUCGGAUUCGCGUUCGAUUGUCGACAUCUUUGGCGAUAAUCAGAAACAGCCCGGCACCGGUCGCAGCGGCUAUGCGGCCUUCGAGGCACUGCGUGAUGCUGCAAUUGAGAAUCUAUCGAUUGCUCUACGUGCAGCCCAUACGCUCGACCAGUUCUGUGUUCCCGCUCUGGUGGCAAACGUAUCAAAUCGUCUCUUCACGGCAGAGAAGCACGAGAGCGAAUCGACUCUAGUCAGCCUGAAUAUUAUUGUGAUGCUGGGCCAUGUGGCUGUGGCGCUGAAGGACACCUCGAAGACAACCCAGAAUAUAUUGCAGUUCUUCAUACAGCGCUUCUGCAAGGUGCCGUCGGAGCAGAAUGCAUUGAUUGUCGACCAGCUCGGCUGCAUGAUCAUAUCGCAGUGUGAAACGCACAUUUUCGAUGAGAUCAUGAAGAUGUUUUCGCGCGUCACGGUGCAGUCUGCAUCGCUGGCAUACACCUCAGAUCCGGAGCAUCGGAAGCAGUUCCAUCAUGUGUCGGAUGCUGUAGUCAAUGCGCUUGGCAACAUUGCGGCCAACAUACAGGGCGACUCGGAGAUGCUUGAGCUGUUGGGCAAACUGUUGGAGCUGUUUGUACAAAUUGGACUCGAUGGCGAGCGCUCGUAUGACAAUACACCGGGUGCCCAAAAGGCUAGCUCACGUGCCGGCAACUUGGGCAUGCUUAUACCAGUCAUCGCUGUGCUCAUGCGCCGCCUGCCACCCAUUAAGAAUCCGCGCCAGCGCCUGCAUAAGCUCUUUCGGGACUUCUGGGCCUACUGUGUGGUCAUGGGCUUCACAAAUGCUCGCCUCUGGCCAGCCGAUUGGUAUCAGGGCGUGCAGCAAAUAGCUGCCAAAUCGCCGCUGCUCAUCUCCCAAACGGCACACAAAUCGGAUAUGCGCGAACUCAACUAUACGCUGGCCAUCAAAAGCGACUCGGUUAACGAGCUGCGCAGCCAGAUCCUGAUGCUGCUCGAGAACUCCUCCGACAAUGUGGCCGCUUCCAUUAACAAGCUUAGCUUUGCCCAAUGCACGUACCUGCUCAGUGUCUACUGGCUGGAGAUGCUGCGCGUUGAGAACGCAGACGAGCCCAGCCUGGAGCCCAUAUUGAGCUACCUCUGUGACACGGCACUCCAAAAGGACAAAACGGGCAUUUGGCAGUGCGUCAAGUGUGUGGCGGAUCAGGUGUUCGAAAAGUUCCGCAAUGUGCUGUAUGCCCACGACGAGAUCAGGGAGAAGGUGCUGGAAUCGCAGGCCACGCUGCUGCUGGUCUACUUCAAUCAUAUACACAAGCAGAUCCAACUUGUGGCGGAUCAGUAUCUGUCGCAGCUGGUGGAUCGUUUUCCGCAUCUGCUGUGGAAUCGCCGUGUGUUGUGGUGCAUGCUGGACAUUUUGCAGCUGCUGGCGUAUUCACUGUCGCUGGAUCCCAAUGAAGAGACGCCCACGUUGCGUGUCGUGUCGACUCCGUAUACGCUGCAAUUGAUGGACUCGCUGCCGGCGCGCGAGCUGCGACUCAAGGACUUCGCCGAUCGCUGUCAGGGCAUUGUGAACGAGGCCAUGAAAUGGGCGCCUCGCUCGACACGCUCCCAUUUGCAGGAGUAUCCCAAUCAGAUACCCACGCCCGUGCUAGCCCAUCACAGUGGUCUGGCACUAGCAUUCGACUCGGUGGUGAACAGCAGCACCCUGCAUCCGGGCAACACGCUGAGCACGCUCAGCAAGCGGCCCAGUUGCGUCAACUCGGAUACGCCGCGCUUUGUCUCCGUGCUCUGCUUGCGCAGCAAAUACGCCGGCGAAAUAAGCGGCCUGCUGUCCGUGCUGAGUGAGCAGGACAAGGUUGGCCUGGCCGAUCGACUGGUCAGCGACGUGUGGGGCGCCUGUGCCGAGAAGAGCGACGCAAGGCACCGCGGCGCCUUGUGGCGUGCCACCGCCUACCUCAUCAUCUGUGCAGAGAUCGACCGCAAGCUGUUGCAUGCGGUGGCCAGCUCGCAGCUAGAGCUCUUCACAGAGUCCGCCAUGGAGACCGCUGUCGAGUGUUGGCAAUGGGUGCUGACGGCACGGCAAGAUCUCGAGCUGUGCUUCAUACAGGAAAUGGUGAGCGCGUGGCAGACAACGUUCGAGAAGCGCAUGGGUCUGUUUGCCUGGGAAGUGGAAGUCACGCAUCCGCUGGCUGCCUACGAGGGCUGCAAGCUGAUCAGCAAGCCUAUAUUGAUAGCGCCGCAUCUGAUCUGGCUGCAGCUGCUCUCCGAAAUGGUGGACACGGCCAAAUACUGCAAUCGCGACAAGGUGGAAAUGUUCUGCCUGCUCUUGCAUCGCUGUCUGCCCAUCCUGAAGAGCAGCCGACAGAAUCGACAAGUCGCCACCGUUGGCUGUCGCUUCAAGCUGCUGCAGUGCGGCCUGUCCCUGCUCCAGGGCAACACGAUACCCAAAUCAUUGGCGCGCAACAUAUUGCGCGAACGCAUCUACUCCAAUGCCCUCGACUAUUUCUGUGGCCCGCCCACCUGCCCGAACCAGAGCCGAGAGCAGCUGCUGGAGGAUAUACUCAUAUUGCUCAAGUUCUGGCAGACGAUGCGCAGCGAGAAGAAGCACCUGGUUACCUCGGAGGUGGGCGACUAUGAUAUCACCAGCGCCUCGGUCAGCUCAACGCAGAUGCUGGCAGUACGCAACAAUCCGGAGACCGCAUCACUUAUCAGCGGCGGCGCUGACUACGCGCGCUCCAUGAGCGCCACAGGGAAUACGGGUGGAUGGUAUAACACCAUACCGCAUUCGACGUCGACAUUGUCGAAGCGCUCGAACCGCUCGAAACGGCUGCAAUAUCAAAAGGACUCAUACGACAAGGACUACAUGAAGAAACGCAAUCUAAUUCUCGAGCUGCUGGCCGUCGAAUUGGAGUUUCUGAUUACCUGGUACAAUCCGAACAGUCUCACCGAUUUGAUAGUGCCAGGCGAGGAACAGAUCACGGAGUGGCGCAGUCGUCCGUAUAAGCCAAAUGUGUGGCGUGACUAUGCGCGCUUGGCGUGGUGCUAUAAUCCGGCUCUGGCUGUCUUUUUGCCGCAGCGCAUCAAGAAUGCGGAAACCAUUGACGAGGAGGUGUCGCGUUUGGUCUGCUCAGACCCGAUUGCCGUGUGUCAUAUACCCGAGGCCCUGAAGUACUUGUGCACCACCAAGAACUUGCUGCAGGAGAGUCCCGAUCUGGUCUACAUACUGUCCUGGUCGGCGGUGACGCCCAUACAGGCGUUGUCCUACUUCUCACGGCAGUAUCCUUCGCAUCCGCUAACUGCUCAAUAUGCGGUCAAGACGUUGAGCUCAUAUCCAGCCGAAUCGGUGCUUCCAUAUAUACCGCAAUUGGUGCAGGCGCUGCGCCACGAUACGAUGGGCUAUGUAGUUGAGUUCAUCAAGAACAUAUCGAAGCGAUCGCAGAUUGUGGCCCACCAGCUCAUUUGGAAUAUGCAAACGAACAUGUACAUGGACGAGGAUCAGCUGCAUCGCGAUCCCAACUUGUAUGAGGCAUUAGAUCUGCUGUCGCAGAACAUAAUUGGCUCCUUCUCCGGUGCCGCGAAACGUUUUUAUGAACGUGAAUUUGAUUUCUUUGGCAAAAUCACGGCCGUCUCCGGCGAGAUACGCUCCUUUCCCAAAGGCAGUGAACGCAAGAACGCAUGCUUGGCAGCUCUCAAUCGGAUCAAGGUGCAAUCCGGCUGCUAUUUGCCAUCCAAUCCAGAGGCAAUGGUGCUGGAUAUUGAGUAUAGCAGCGGCACACCCAUGCAGAGUGCUGCUAAGGCGCCGUAUUUGGCACGUUUCCGCGUCUAUCGCUGUGGCAUCACCGAGCUAGAGACACGCGCCAUGGAGGUAUCUAAUAACCCGAACUCACAGGAGGAUGCGCACAUGACGCUCGGCGUGGAGUCGUGGCAGGCGGCCAUUUUCAAAGUGGGCGACGAUGUGCGCCAGGACAUGCUGGCCCUGCAGGUGAUCACCAUAUUCAAGAAUAUCUUUCAGCAAGUGGGCCUGGAUCUGUUUCUGUUCCCCUAUCGUGUUGUGGCCACAGCACCAGGCUGCGGCGUCAUUGAGUGUGUGCCCAAUGCGAAGUCGCGCGAUCAGCUUGGCAGGCAAACAGACUCCGGCCUAUCCGAGUACUUCCAGCAUCAGUAUGGCGACGAGAGCUCCAAGGAGUUUCAGGCAGCGCGAGCCAAUUUCGUUAAAUCAAUGGCCGCCUAUUCGCUAAUUGGUUAUCUGCUGCAGAUCAAGGAUCGUCACAAUGGCAAUAUCAUGAUCGACAAGGAUGGUCACAUCAUUCACAUAGAUUUUGGCUUUAUGUUUGAGUCGUCGCCGGGCGGCAACAUUGGCUUCGAGCCGGAUAUGAAGCUAACCGACGAGAUGGUCAUGAUAAUGGGCGGCAAAAUGGAGGCACCGGUCUUCAAAUGGUUCUGUGAGCUGUGCGUGCAAGCCUUCUUGGCCGUACGACCGUAUCAGGAUGCGAUCGUAUCCCUAGUCUCGCUAAUGCUCGACACUGGACUACCCUGCUUUCGCGGCCAGACGAUUAAUCUGCUGAAGCAGCGUUUCGUGGCUACAAAGAACAACAAGGAGGCGGCUGCCCACAUGCUGGCUGUUAUACGCAAUUCAUACCAGAACUUACGUACGCGUACCUACGACAUGAUCCAGUACUAUCAGAAUCAGAUACCCUACUAGUGGAUUAGUUGGAUAAUUUUUGGAUUUUAGGAUUUGGUGUUUUUGGGUCUUAUGUGGGAUGUCAUGUUAGCCAAAUGCUGUAUUAUUAUAGUAA